AUGAGCGGCCCUUGCCUGGGGCUGCGCAGGGCCGGGGUCCUGCUGUCCCUGGGCGCCGCCGCCCUCCUGCUGUUGCUGCUGCCGCGGGGGCAGCGCCCCGCCGUGCCCCGCCCGCCGCCCGCCGUCGGGCCCAGCGUGCUCUCGCCGCAGCGCGCGGGCCCCGAGGGCUCUGCCGGAGCGCCGGGGGGCGCAGGCCUCGCGGGUAGCCCGCAGCUGGCGCGGAGGGGCCGCCUCGGGGCUGCCGGCAACUCGGCCAGGGAGAGCCUGGAGCUGAAGGACAUCUUUAUUGCGGUGAAGACCACGAGGAAGUACCAUAAGAGCCGGCUGGACUUGCUCCUCCAAACCUGGAUCUCCCAGGCGAGGGGACAGACAUUUAUAUUCACAGACUGGGAGGAUCGGGAGCUACGCCUGAAAGCAGGGGAUCAUAUGAUCAACACCAACUGUUCUGCUGUCCAUACCCGGCAAGCUCUCUGCUGCAAGAUGUCUGUGGAAUACGAUAAAUUCCUGGAAUCUGGGCAAAAGUGGUUUUGCCAUGUGGACGAUGACAACUAUGUGAACCCUCGGACUCUCCUACAUCUCCUGUCUGCCUUUUCACACAGCCAGGAUGUCUACGUGGGGCGACCAAGUCUGGACCAUCCCAUUGAAGCAGCUGACCAUGUCCAAAGUGAUGGAUCAAAGACAACGGUGAAAUUCUGGUUUGCUACAGGUGGAGCUGGGUUCUGUAUCAGCCGAGGUCUUGCCCUGAAGAUGAGUCCCUGGGCCAGCCUGGGCAAUUUCAUUAGUACUGCAGAAAGAGUGCGUCUUCCCGAUGACUGCACUAUUGGCUACAUCAUCGAAGGGCUGCUGGAGGUAAAGCUGCUACACAGCCCGUUGUUCCAUUCCCACCUAGAAAAUCUUCAGAGGCUGCAAGGCGAGUCUGUGCUGCAGCAGGUAACCCUGAGUUAUGGUGACCCUGAGAACAAACACAAUGUCGUGAGUGUGGGAGGAGUGUUUGGUCUUCAGCAAGAUCCAACCCGAUUUAAAUCUGUCCAUUGUCUGCUUUAUCCUGACACUAUUUGGUGCCCUGCUAAGAAGAUGUCAUAAUUCUUGACCAGCCACUGACACCUGUGUCUUAGCUCGUUUGCAUAACGCAGGAGUUGUGGAGUUUUUUGGUGGUUUUGUUCUUAUUCUGGGAGACAACCAGUGGUAUCUACAAAGGAGGUAGACAGACUCUGUUUAGAAAAGCAAUAAGAUUUGUUCAGCUGCAGCCUGGGACAUUCCAAGAAGAAUCUUUGUUCUUUUGUCUAGUGGCUCUUCAUAAGAUGACGGCAGUCCUGUGUGUAUGAGUCACUUCACACUUUCUGAUGUCAUGUGAACCUGUGCUUGGGCACAUCUGAGGUAAAUGCAGUACUGGGAGUGAGAGUGUUCUUACUACACUUAAGGGUCUUUAGAAGCCACUGUCUUGAAGCUGGAGUGCUAGAGCAGACUGUAGUCCCCAUGGUGACAAGAGAGAGGAAGUUUUCAUUCAUCUUUCUUGGGAACAGAAUUAUUUAAGAGCUUCUGUGGCCUGCCACAUUAAAACUCCAGUGGGCCAGAAUACGGAAAUCCUGGAAUCACUAGGGUAAACAAGGCUGAAAGCCUUUGUCAUGAGAAAACCCUGUGUUGAGGGUAAGCUUACUCAGGACUGGAUAAAUUGCUUAUAACAUGCACUCACCCCUGUCAUCCAUGUGUUCCUCCUGUGGAGGUAAUUGUCAGACCUGGCUCGCAUGCCAACUGAAUUGCAAUGGUUGAUGAUUAUGAUCUAUUCCCUUGAUAUUUGAUAUUGAAGAAAUAUCUGCCUGACAAGAUGGUAAUUGUUCCUCCCACUUGGCUGGUUGUUGGUCACAUGAGCUGGAGAGGCUUGUGCUGGCAAAACACGCCCUGUUUCUGAAGCAGUGUGAGGGGGGAGGAAUGCUAGAUAGCAGCAAUGCACUGAGGAGGGCUUUGAUGGUAUCAUUUGAGGACCUUUAAUUGUAUGACCAUGGUUACUCCAGCUUCUUCAGAUAAUCUUUUAAUUACCAUAAAGUCAAGAUCAGUGCUUGUUUUUACUCCUUAAUAUUUCAACAAAUAGUUCAUGUAGUCACUAAAAGGAGAUUGCACACUCACAAGCAGUUCAGUGCUCUAGCAGUAUCAUCUGCUGCUUUUUAAAGAAAGUAAACUUUGUUUUGAAAGUGGAAGGAAUGUGGCUCCAUAUGUUUACUUUUUUGUUAGCCCAGACUUUGGCCAUGUGCAAAUUGUACCUGACCUGAAGAAUACCAUUAAAAACUACCUUUUCAAAAUCACUGUUUACUCUUAUAAAAAAUACUUGCUUGUUUAGUGCUAGUUUGAGGCCAAAUUAAGGGAAGACUAAUAGCAUGUCAUUGUAUGAUCUGGAGCUAUGAUUACUGGCUUGAUUGUGGACCUGGCAGAAGUUUCAGGUUUCUAAACAGCUGUGCUAGUUACUUAACUUCAUGGAGAAUAUCUGUAGUGUAUUCAAGUAUGCCACUUAGCACGGGUGUCAGCCUCCCGAAACACACCCUGUUGCCUGCAUUUUAAUAAACCUUUCAGGGUUUACCUCAAUACAAUGUCCUCUUUGCAUGAUUUCAGGUAGUUUCAUUGAGGAGCAAAUAAGCUGACUGCUACUUACUACAGUCCUGCAGCUCAUUCUUGUAUUUCUCCUUUCUAUCAUGUGUACUAAGGUACAUAUGAGGUAUGGAAAUAAGAAAGCUGCAGGGAACUGGAUCAAAGCCCAGUUAGCACACCGGCUGUUCCAUAAUGGGCUGUCACAGAAAACAGGAGGAUUUGUGGAAUAGUAGGUUCUACCUCUUUAUUAGUUCUGCUAACUAGAAUUGAGGCAUCCUGUGGUUUAAUUGUCAUUAAUAGUUCUGGUAUCCAUAUAUUUUUUUUAAAAACACUUGUUGGGUUCUUGGUUUUAACAUCCUAUAGAAGAAAACUGUGAAAUUUCAUGACCUCUUGAGUUGAUUUUGUCUUCAAGCACUGCUUCUGAACUCUUCUGUUGAAACUUUUCUUCCCCUCCCACUGGAAAAAGCCUCUUGUAAGAUAACACAGAAUAAGCAAAGACUGGGCAGCAAUUGUGGCAAACUGCAGUUAAAAAAUUACAACACUUUAUAUUGAUGGCAGCAAAACUAAAUGGUAGAAGUUUCACACUGUGGUCACUGAUCACACUAGGUGUGCCAAAGAGGCAGUGCCCUCAAAGCUGGGAGUGUGAUUAUGGAACUUUAAAAAAGGACCAUGUUCUUCUGCAGGGCCACAUGAAGGUGUUCAGUAUGUUCAGGCUCGUUGCAAUGUUUCUUGUGUUGAGAAUACAGUAAGCUGUGUGGCUAUCAGGAUGUAGCUUUUUUUAUCAAACUACUUUUUCGUACAUAAAGCGAUUCUA
Messenger RNA from Pseudopodoces humilis (Tibetan ground-tit), 3394 nucleotides. RefSeq names its product RFNG O-fucosylpeptide 3-beta-N-acetylglucosaminyltransferase (gene RFNG). Gene Ontology annotation, molecular function: glycosyltransferase activity. Gene Ontology annotation, cellular component: membrane. The record is from RefSeq and is a predicted model, not a curated record. NCBI's taxonomy places the organism in Eukaryota, Metazoa, Chordata, Aves, Passeriformes, Paridae.